AAAUUUUCGUAAAUAUUGAAUGAUAGUGCUUUCGAUUAAUUCUUAAAACUCCCUAGCAAUUCAAUGUGUUAGCUGAGAUAAGAUAAAAUUGAAGGACAAUCCCAGCGAUGUGGUUUUUUUGCGCAGUUGGCACGUACCGACUGUAAUGUCGGGGACUUUCCGAGUGAUUUCCUUGCGUCCCAUACCCCUGCACUAGUCCUAUGUAUGGAAAAGGGGAACUACCGGAUUUCUCCAUUCUGGCUUAUACUGGUUCUGAGUCAUUAAGAUAUGGCCACUUACCCGACGCCACCUUCGAGUAGUGGAGAUUCGCCGCAACCCAUAUUUUUAAUUUCUUCGCCCAAUUCUCAACAUUAUUCAGUUGUGUCUCCAGAAGGCAGCCAACAUUACAUUCAAGCACAAAUAGUAUCCACUAAUUCCUCAUUGAUGGAUAUGGACGACUCACCCACAUCAAAUGUACCAUAUUUAAAAUUUCUGGAACAACCCACCAAUAAAUUUCGAUUUCGGUACAAAUCGGAAAUGGCCGGAACUCACGGAAGUCUGUGUGGCAUGAACUCGGAUAGGUCCAGAAAGCAAACUUAUCCUACAGUUGAGUUGGUUAAUUGUACAGAAAAGGCCACAGUUAGAUGUUGCAUAUAUCAAUACAACAUAGAGGACGACUUUAAACCGCAUCCCCACCGGCUAAUAAUGAAAAAAGGCAGAAGCGAAGAGGACGAUCCUCACGAUAUUCUAGUUGGACCCGAAGAAGGUUUUACGGCAACGUUUCAUAGUAUGGGCAUAAUUCAUACAGCCAGAAAAAAUAUAGUCAGCGAACUAGUAAGGAAGAAAUCGCUGCUACACCGAGAACUUAUCGCUUCUAGAGAGGGAAGAGUCAGAGAAUUAACACUGAAGGAAUUGACCGAUAUUAAGGGAUUGGCACAAGAAGAGAGCAAAUCCAUUAAUUUGAAUAUUGUUCGUCUCAGAUUUGAUGCAUUUGUUAUAAAAAAUGGUAUUCGCCACCCUAUUUGUCCACCCAUAUACAGUCACGGCAUAAACAACCUAAAAUGCGCUCUCACUGGGGACUUAAGAAUAGUCCGGAUGGAUCAUUGCACGAGCCCUGCAAAGGGUGGCCAGGAGAUCUUUCUUUUGGUUGAACGAGUUACUAAAAAAAAUAUUCAAAUUCGGUUCUUCGAACUGAAUGAUGAUGAACAAGAAGUGUGGCAAGGAUGGGGAAAAUUCUCCGAAUUAGAUGUUCACCAUCAGUAUGCUAUUGUAUUUAAGACUCCAAUGUACGAUAGGAAUCCAAACAUUACUCAACCUGUGAAAGUUUAUAUGGAACUAGUGAGACCUUCAGACAGUGCUAAAAGUGAAUGGAAAGAAUUCAGAUUUAUACCAAGUAACGAAUUUCGGCCUGGAUCCAAAAGACCCAGGUCAAAUGGAUAUGAAACAUCAUCCACAUACAACAGUAGCAGCUUAAAUAGCGUAGAUUUACCAGCAACUAUUCCGCACAAUUUGGCCCAAUGUGAAGCCCAAAACCAGCGCCCCAUAUCCCUCCCUAAUACAAAUAGUUGGAACCAGUCCGACAUUAUUUCGGAUGAGCAAAUGGAUAUUGCGUUAAGAGAUAUCAAUUCAACGGAAUUCGGUAUAUUAUUUGAAGAAUAUGCAGUGAACGAAUUUGAUACUGUGGAUCAAAAUACUGUGGAUUGUUCCCCUCAGGCGUCAAUUUCAGAUCGUCUGAGAAAUGUGUACAUCAGUGGCCUAACAAAAAAUUCGAAGACUAUUAGUUCCAAAAGUGUAUGCGAUAUUAUGCAGUCUCCUAACUGCUGUGAUGUGAUCAAAAUGGAAGUUCUUCCUGAAGAUUUGAGUAAAGCUAAUAGAACUUAUCAAGAACUGAAAAAUUUUAUCAAAUCCAGAGAUGCGCGUGAACGGGCGCCAGAAAUGCUGCAAUAUCAUUUAGGGGACCAUUUGAAUACUAGGAGAAGCAAUGCUCUGCAUGUGUUUGUUGCAUUAAACCGGAAAGAAGAAGUGACAUUUUUAUUAAAAAUGCUUGUUCUAUCGAGAAAGUUUGAGCUAACUAACAUACCCAAUUCUGAGUGGCUUACCCCACUUCAUAUUGCGGCUCACUGUCGAAAUGAUGAAUUUGUUGAAUAUUUGUUACAAUGUAAAGCAAAUCCAUUGAUUCAAGACAAUAAUGGAAGGACGGCGUUGCAUAUGGCGAUCAAAUCAGUAGCUUCAUUGUCAAUGCUCGAAAUGCUAUUAAAGAAGAAAUUUUUAAACCAGUUAAUUGAUUUAGAGGAUUACGAAGGAAGAACUCCACUGAAUCUUGCUAUUGAAACUCGCAAUUUAAUGGCUAUAAAAACACUUUGUCUGUUCGGGGCCGAUGUUAAUAAAAAACACCAUAAAAACGGAUUCACACCUCUUAGACAUGCUAUUGAAAUGCAGUAUGUUGAAGCUAUUCAACUUCUCCUGCUGCACCCCAUGUUAGAUAUUGGGGCGCAAACUGACUUCCAGGGUCUCUCCCCAUUUCAGUUCGCCAUCAUGAAUUCAUCAAGCAAGGAAGUGAUGGAGAUCAUUAAUAAAUUUGCCAUUUCGAAGGGCAUCCAAAUAGAGGUUAAAAAGGAAAUUGAGGAUGAAGAAGAGGACGAUGAAGACAUGGAAGAGGAAAUAGAAUUGAAGCAUGAAGUAAUUGAACCUAUAGAUAACCCGGAGUUGCUUUACACAAACAUAACAAAUUUCACUCCCAAAUGUCUUGACGAGGUUUCUGCCAUUCUGGAUGAUAGUGGAAAGUAUGCUCAUUUGGCAGAUUUGCUAGACUUGACACAUUUACUUGACGCGGGAGUUAUAUCCAGUGAGCGAAGUAUCAGUAAACAUUUACUUCAAUAUGCUAUAGAGAAAGAUAAUGUGAAGAUUCUGGAAAUCCGAAAUUUCCUGGAGAACCUCGAUGAGUAUAAAGCAGUUACCAUUAUUGAUCAAAUGGCCCAUGAAUUUCAGUUAAGGUAAAUCUACUGGACGCAACAUUAAUUAUGUACAUAUUUUUAAUGAGAUCAUGAUUGUAUGCGGGGUAAUACAAGUUAAUCGCCUCUGGGAAAUAUAACCAUUUUUUCAUCUAAAUUGAAAAGUAAAUUUAAGUCUUUCUGUUUUCUGCAAACAUGUCCGUUAAUAAUCAAUGUGGAUAUUAUUAAAUUUAAAGUUAAUUUGUUGGUAUACAUUUACAUCAUGCAACGUAUGAAGUCGGAAUAUUGUGGUAGUAUCUAUCUCCUACUUUGCGUUAGUUCUUUUUUUACAACCCUGUAUAAAUUCCUUUCACAGAACAAGCGUAUAUAAAACCCUGUAAAAUUUAAUUGUUUUCGCUCGGUCAAGUAACAAAAUUACUUUAUUUAUUUACCAAAAGCAUCUGUUUUCACAAUAUGCAUGAGGGUGUUUACGUCACAGUAAGAUAUUUAUAAGACAAUCUUAAUUUAAUGUACUUUGAAAUAAAUUAUGUUUUUUUGAUCGAGGAAUAUGCCUAAUGUAAUAUUGCAAUGAAUGUGUUAGUUUUAAACCAAGUGCCACAGUUGAAUACACCUCAAAGAUAUAUACUGUGAUACACUAGAACGUAAGGAUCAACGAGUCUAUCUCGACAAUGUAAAAUAAUGAAUUCUUUGUUUUUGAAAUGUUUUAAUUGAAUUUAUUAUGAUGGCUAUUUCUGUUCAAUGUGAUUUCCCUUCAUUGUGAUGUAAAUUCUAAUAACAGAACUGAUAGUAGAAAUAUGUGUAUAGUUAGUUUUUGCGACAUGUGCCACAAGUUCAUGUCUUUUGAUUGUCGUUGAAUCUUUUGAUUGAUCUUUCGAUUGUCAAUUUUCAAUUUUUUUCAUAAACUAGGAAAGAUUAUUUUGUUUUAAAACAAAAUAUUUCUUCGAUUAACGGGGCAGUUGUUUACAUUCUGCUUCUUUUUAACCAUUACCAAUUUUGGCUCCAUGCUUAUUCAAUUUUUAAUUUUAAGUGACUCGUUCUGAUUAUAAUCAAGCGAUUGUUUUUUUAUUAUUACCUACUUAUACAUAUAUGUACUAUCAUUUUGCUUUAUUUUUGAUCAAACUGAAAAUAAGAAGUUUUCUAUAUGUCCCCAUGCAUACAUGGGAAAUGGACAAUCAUUAAUUUCAAGUGAAAUAAAAUAAAAAAACCUUAAGUUAAUUUAUCGUAUUCACGAUAAUCAAAUUUUAUGUUACCCUGUAUUUGAACGUGAACUCUUGUGAAUAUUAUCUCAAGCUUUAAUACGAUCAUAUUGUAGGAAGAAUUGGAUAAAAGUAGUUUUGUAAAACAAAGCAGACUUUUAAAUAAUUCAAGAAUUCUGACUUUUUAGGUAUCGUUUACACUUAACAUUUUAUGAAACUGUUACAUUAUUUAGAUUUUACACCUUUAUGUAGUUUUAAGCUAUACUGUGAAGCUCGUGCUCAUUUGAAAUGUGAAAUAUUUCUAAAUAAAAAUUAGUUUAAGGAAA
Molecule: messenger RNA, 4452 nt
Organism: Dendroctonus ponderosae (mountain pine beetle)
Lineage: Eukaryota; Metazoa; Arthropoda; Insecta; Coleoptera; Curculionidae
Gene: Rel
Product: nuclear factor NF-kappa-B p110 subunit
Exons: 16
Coding region: 268-2976 (902 amino acids)
Biological process (GO): regulation of DNA-templated transcription; canonical NF-kappaB signal transduction; non-canonical NF-kappaB signal transduction
Cellular component (GO): cytoplasm
Molecular function (GO): protein binding; DNA-binding transcription factor activity; DNA binding
Source: RefSeq, a predicted model, not a curated record